AUGGACGCCAGAGAAGUAUGCGUGAUCAUUACAGGCGCACACAAGGCUCUGGCGUUGGCAAAAUGUAUCGAGGAAGGUGUCAACCACAUGUGGACAGUCUCUGCGAUCCAAUUGCACCCGCGCGGAAUGGUUGUCUGUGACGAGGACGCGACGCUGGAGCUCCAUGUCAAGACGGUCAACUAUUUCAAGUCGAUCGAGAAGGUGCACGAGCAGCUGAUUGGAUCUGACAACGUAGGUUUGCAGGGAGGUGUCCGGUCGUGGCGCGGUGUCGAAGCUACUUAUCAUCAAUAG
Molecule: messenger RNA, 291 nt
Organism: Linnemannia hyalina
Lineage: Eukaryota; Fungi; Mortierellomycota; Mortierellomycetes; Mortierellales; Mortierellaceae
Source: the annotation of a GenBank genome assembly